UUCAAGCACAGAGAGAUAUCACUCUGUUACCUUGUUACUCUCAUUUGCUCGUAGCUCUUUGAGUGUGUCUGACUCUGCUCAGCCCUCAAUGGAUUCCAAAUGUAGUUUUUUGGUUGUUCUUCUCUUGUUACUUCUCCACCCGGUUGUUCUCUCUGGACCUUCUAAUGGGAUUAUCAGAGUUGGGUUGAAAAAGAACAAAUUUGAUCAAAGCAACAUGCUCACAAGACAUAUUGGUUCUGAGGAAGGGGCAACAUUGGGAGAUUCCAUGCUUCUUGGUGGCUCUGAAAUUUCUGAUGACACAAGUAUUAUUCGGUUGAAAAACUAUAUGGAUGCUCAGUAUGUUGGUGAGAUUGGUAUUGGGACUCCUUCUCAGAAAUUUACUGUCAUAUUUGACACUGGAAGUUCCAAUCUUUGGGUGCCUUCCUCUAAGUGUUAUUUUUCAGUUGCUUGUUAUUUGCACUCGAGAUACAAGUCAAGCGAGUCUAGCACUUACAAUGAAAAUGGGACAUCAGCUGAAAUCCAUUAUGGAACUGGGCAAAUUUCAGGUUUCUUUAGCCAGGACCAUGUCAAGCUUGGAGAUUUGAUUGUUUCUAACCAGGAUUUUAUUGAGGCAACCAGAGAACCUAGCAUCACAUUUUUGGCAGCCAAAUUUGAUGGCAUUCUGGGGUUAGGAUUUCAAGAGAUAUCUGUUCGAAAUGCUGCUCCUAUCUGGUAUAAUAUGCUCAAUCAACAUCUUCUACCACAACCAGUAUUUUCAUUCUGGUUGAACCGCAAUGAUACUGAUGGGGAAGAAGGUGGUGAGAUUGUAUUUGGUGGAGUUGAUUCAGAUCAUUACAAGGGUGAGCACACAUAUGUUCCAGUUACCCAGAAAGGCUAUUGGCAGUUUGAUACGGGAGAUGUCCUACUUGAUGGCCAAACAACUGGAUUUUGUGCUGCUGGUUGCUCGGCAAUUGCUGAUUCUGGAACCUCUUUGUUAGCUGGCCCAACGGCUGUGAUUGCCCAAAUCAAUCAUGCAAUUGGAGCGGAUGGUAUUGUGAGCCAAGAAUGCAAGGCAGUGGUCGCUCAAUAUGGAAAAACCAUAUUGGAUAAGCUGAUAAAUGAGGCUUUGCCUCAACAGAUCUGCUCUCAAAUUGGUUUAUGUACUUUUGAUGGGACUCAAGGUGUAAGUAUGGGCAUUCAGAGUGUGGUUGAUAAAAACAUAGAGAAGAAAUCUGAUAGUUUGAAUGAUGCUGGAUGCACUGCUUGUGAGAUGGCUGUGGUAUGGAUAAAAAAUCAGCUACGAUUAAAUGAGACAGAAGAUCAGAUCUUAGAAUAUGCCAACGCGCUCUGUGACCGGCUUCCUAGUCCAAAUGGAGAAUCAGUAGUUGAUUGCAAAACUCUGUCUGAGAUGCCUAAUGUUUCAUUCACCAUUGGGGACAAAGUGUUUGAACUUUCCCCAGAGCAGUAUAUUCUUAAAGUGGGAGAAGGAGCCAUAGCACAAUGUAUUAGUGGAUUUAUGGCUCUAGACAUUGCUCCUCCUCGUGGACCUAUAUGGAUUCUGGGGGAUAUUUUCAUGGGUCGCUAUCACACAGUGUUCGAUUAUGGCAAUAUGAGAGUUGGUUUUGCUGAAUCAGCAUAAAUAUGUUAUAUGUAUUGUAAUAUAAUUGCAUGGCUGGGAAGGGACUACUGCUGAUCAAUUUCCCCAGACUAUGAUAAAUAGCUAAAUGGGAGUAAUGUACUAUUUUACAAACUCUAGUCUCUUGUCCAAUACAUAGUGCCUCAACAAAGACACUAUAGCAAACUCUAAACUUUUGAUAAGGGCACAAGUGUUUGUAAAUACACUUAGCUAGUUAGCAAACACUAUUGUCAUAUUAUUAUGUAAUAAAGACCUUAAAAUAUAGAAACUAGUUCUAUUUGUACAAUUCCGUAAA
Gastrolobium bilobum is the source of this 1910-nucleotide messenger RNA. Its product is annotated as aspartic proteinase A1-like. The coding region runs from base 89 to 1618 and encodes 509 amino acids. The transcript is spliced from 14 exons. Gene Ontology annotation, biological process: proteolysis; lipid metabolic process. The record is from RefSeq and is a predicted model, not a curated record. Gene Ontology annotation, molecular function: aspartic-type endopeptidase activity. Lineage: Eukaryota; Viridiplantae; Streptophyta; Magnoliopsida; Fabales; Fabaceae.